This is a messenger RNA of Ilex paraguariensis (yerba mate), 1366 nucleotides long. The record is from the annotation of a GenBank genome assembly. NCBI's taxonomy places the organism in Eukaryota, Viridiplantae, Streptophyta, Magnoliopsida, Aquifoliales, Aquifoliaceae.
AUGAAAGCCCCAUCAGGAAGGCCAUCAAAACAGGAAAUGAGGCUAUGGCAAAGGGCCUCCGGAGCGCUGAAGGACCAAAAUAGCAUCUUCAUCGCCGGCCUUUCACGGCGGACAGCACUCCGGAACCCCGAUAUAGAGGCGGCCGUCAUCAGAGCCACCAGCCACAACGACUCCUCCAUCGAUUACCGGAACGCCCAGAGGAUCUACACAUGGGUCCGGAUGUCACCUGCUUUCCUCAAACCUAUCGUAUGGUCGAUAUCGAUACGACUCGAGAAGACUCGCAGCUGGGUGGUGGCACUCAAAGGUUUGAUGUUAAUGCACGGCGUUUUUUGCUGUAAAGAGCCCGCGGUUCAAAUGAUCGGAAGGUUGCCAUUUGACUUAUCAAACUUCAAAGAUGGACACUCUAAUCCUGGGAAAACAUGGGGGCUUAACGUUUUCGUUCGCGCCUAUUAUGCAUUUCUCGAUCGAAAAUCUACCUUUCUGUUCUUAAAUUCGCAGGAACGUAAAGGAAGGAGACGAGGAUCAGAAGAAUCAACCUUGAUGCAAGACCUUGUGAGGUUGCAGAAACUGCAAGGUUUGGUUGAUAUGUUGUUUCAGAUAAAGCCACAAGCCCAUGGAAUGAUUGGGACUCUUGUCCUUGAAGCCAUGGACUGUGUUAUCAUUGAAAUUUUCGACAUGUAUAGCAUAGUAUGCAAUGGGAUUGCACGAGUUCUCGUGAGGAUUUAUUCAGCUGGGAAGGUUGAAGCAGCCAUGGCGCUAAAGGUGUUACAGAAAGCAACCGAGCAGGGCGAAGAGCUGUCGUUGUAUUUCGAGGUCUGCAGAGAUAUUGGCGUUAUAAACGCGUCGGAAUGUCCCAAGAUUGAGCAAAUUCCAGAAGAAGAUAUUCGAGAACUCGAGGACAUAAUCAAUGGAGUUUCAGAGAAAUCUGAUAUGAAUCGUUCAGUCCCACAAGAGGAAAAGGCCAUUGUUUUGAGGGAAGAUGAACAAAAGUAUUCCAAGAGCUCUCUGAAGACUAUUGUUACAGAUAAUUGGGAAGUGUUUGAUGAAGACUCAAUGAAGAUCAAUGGAGAAAGUCGUUCAGUUGCCAUGGAAAAAAGUAUGGUGAGAGAAAACCCAUUUGCAGUCUCUUUGAUUCCUUCAGCUCACCACCAUGUAUAUGCUAAAAGUGAAGAUCUUCCAGAUUUGAUUAGUUUCUUAUAGCUCAAAUUGGAUUUGCAUUCCCAUUGAGAAGCCUUAUUGACUGCCCAAAAAUAUACACAUCUAUAGAUGGAAUUAGAAGGAAAUAUCAUAUUUUUUAAAAUAUUCAACAGACAAUAACUAUGUAAUCAUAUUAUUUUUAUAUUAUGAGUAAUUGUUCUAAUAUGUC